Molecule: messenger RNA, 1833 nt
Organism: Aspergillus novofumigatus IBT 16806
Lineage: Eukaryota; Fungi; Ascomycota; Eurotiomycetes; Eurotiales; Aspergillaceae
Product: purine and uridine phosphorylase
Exons: 2
Coding region: 47-1795 (582 amino acids)
Biological process (GO): nucleoside metabolic process
Molecular function (GO): catalytic activity
Source: RefSeq, a predicted model, not a curated record
AUUGAGCUAUCUGUCGAAUGUCGAAUGAUUGUGAUCAGCAACCACCAUGUGGAGCCUCUUCUCCAGAUACCUCUCUCAGCGGACAUCCAAGUAUCAAGAGCAGAGCUCUAGAGAUCUCUAUGAGACCCAUAGUCAGAGUUUGGGGUAUAGAAGACUGGGAAAAAUGAAAAUAGACUGUUCAUUUAUGCCGAGCUCGAAAUGGGGGACCCUGGGCUAUGACCCCAGUCAACCGGCCUGGGUGCUCUAUCUUCAACUACAGUUCAGUCAGCCUGCAGAUUGCACGCUCAAAAGUGCAAACAUCGAGCUAUCUUUUCAAAAACUUCAAUCCGUCGGCCGGUCAAAACUCGGCCCGGUUCUUACGGAAUACUUUGGCCCUAAAAGUAGUGGGCUGCAUCGCCGGGUGGAAUGGGUCGUCAGGGAGGCCAAACCGCCCUAUCAGACAAUACUGCAUCAUGACCAAGUUCGCGUUGGCCUUGUGAUCUCCCACGAUACAGAACCGUUUUUCAUUACAGUGCGCAUCGAAGGACAACUUGAAGAAACCUAUGGGGGAAUGCUUCGCUUUGGACGUUCGGUUGACGAUUCAAUCAGAUGUCUCUCAGUCCACGUGUCCCCACCUGCCAAUUUCGAAACAUCAGUAGAAGAGAUUGCAAAGCGGCUGAAUGAUGAAAUGACAAAUAUGAUCCUUGGUCAUUGUUCAUCAGAGACAACGUCCCACAAUAGAACGUCAUGGGAUGCCCAUCUCCCAGUUCAUGAAGAACCCAUGAAGGGACCCAGGCUUGAAGGCCGGAAGACAGAGAGCUUAAGGAAGGUGUGCGCAGAUGCCAACAAAGGCCCUGAUGACUAUACGAUCGGUUGGAUCUGUGCAUUGCCCCUUGAGAUGGCUGCAGCAAGCGCGAUGCUUGAUAAUGUCCAUACUAAUGUCCAUACUACUCUGCCGACCCAUCCGAACGAUCACAACAGUUACGUUCUGGGUAGCAUUGGAGCCCAUAAUAUAGUGAUCGCCUGUCUUCCUGAUGGGGUAUAUGGUACGACAUCAGCAGCGAUCGUGGCGUCCCAAAUGCAAGCUACAUUCAAGUCCAUCCGGUUUAGCUUGUUGGUGGGCAUUGGGGGAGGAGUACCCGGAGGCGACAACGAUAUCCGGCUAGGCGAUGUGGUUGUCAGCAAGCCUAGCGGAACCCUAGGGGGAGUAGUGCAAUAUGACUAUGGCAAGACCACUGCAAACGGCCAAUUUCUCCAGACGGGAGCCCUGAAUAAACCACCGCAGGCGCUCUUGACAAUGGUCGCCAGGAUGGAGGCUGAGUACAUGGUCAAUAGGGACCGGUUAAGCCGUUGUCUUGCUGACAUGGCAAAGAAACAUCCAGAAAUGCAGGAGUUUACACACCGUGGUCAAGAGGAAGAUCGACUCUUUAGCGCCGAUUAUGAUCAUCCAGCAUCUGCGCUGACCUGCGAAGCUUGCGACCCUGGUAAAUGCAUCCUUCGCAAACCUCGGAACAUCGACACACCUGUCGUUCAUUAUGGGCUCAUCGCGUCCGGGAACCAGGUUAUGAAACAUGGUCUAACUAGAGAUCGGCUCGCAAAAGAAUUCGGAAUUAUUUGCUUUGAGAUGGAGGCAGCAGGAUUAAUGGAUAAUUUCCCAUGUCUUGUCAUUCGCGGCAUCUGUGACUACGCAGACUCUCACAAAAACAAAACCUGGCAGAAAUACGCUGCUGCGGUCGCUGCUGCGUAUGCAAAAGACUUUCUUGUUAUGACACCUGCAAGGCAGGUUGAUAUUACGCCUAAAGUUGUCGGGUUGUAGUUAUUCUUGAGUUAAGUGAGCAAUAGCAGCAAUACCAG